AUGGGGGAUACAUCUAUUUCUAUUUCUUCUGUUGAUGAGAAUGAUAAAGGCAACAGCAAUGGUAAUGGCAAUGAGAAGGAAGCGUUAGCAGGGAAACGAACGCAUGAUGACAGGCCUACGAAGUUCACUCGUUGUCGGACGGGGUGUUUGCGGUGUAGGACUAGGAGGAGAAAGUGUGACGUUUUUACCGAAGAAUACCUUCACCGUUGCGGAGGGGGGGCUGUGCACGAGUACGAAUACGAAGUCGAUAGGGACCGGAGAGAAGGUGGUGCGAAGACAAGAGCGUUCGAGGAAGGGACAGUGGAGUUUGUGAAUGAAGAUCCAACGGUGGGUGGGGGUGAUGUUGUAGAUGAUGAUAGUUUAAGUGAUUACGCGAGGGCCUCAGGAGAUGAGACUGUGAUGGCUCCAUCUAGACUUAGUUCUGAGGCUGAUAAUGGUGAUGGCCUGCAUGGCUCUCCUGACAUGCCCACUUCAUUGUUCGGCAAUGCGGCCUUCAGCGACAGGGACAAAUCUGCCGUUCAUGGGCUUCUUGCAUUGGGGACAGGCGAUGGUGUCAAUAACCAUAGGGGUGCUCCAGAUGAAGGAUGUGAGAAGACGAGUUCUGAACUUGUCUCGUCGGAGUUAGUGCCUAGGACUCCUGUCGUGCUGAAGCACGCCCCUGGUGUAGUGGGUGCUUCCGAGGGGCUGCCUUCGACCAUAAGUGCCAAUUCAUUGACAGAUACGGCAAAGCUGAAGCUUUUAUGUCAUUAUCGCUACCAUGUAGCACCAUGGUGGAGCUUAAGUCUGACGGAUUGCUUGCAGCUUGAUGUUUGCGAUCUCAGUCAUCCAUUCGGAAUCACUGCUGUUCAGAUGGCACUCAGCUCGGAACCGCUCAUGACAGCUCUGCUGGAUCUCUCCAAUGCUUGCGUUAUCCAGAAGGACAUGAGGCAUCGGCGAAUGCCUCGUUAUAGCCAUGCAGAUCUGUGCACCAAUCCACUGUGGUCAAACUCUAGCUCCACGUUCACUGUCGAAAAUGCUUUGACGACGGUGCUAGAAGAGACAAGAUGGCUUGUCGCCGAUAUCGCUCAGACCUGGAAGAACGUACAGAACUUCAAAUCUCGGAAGUUCGAGUCAUUGGCUCAUCAAGCACUGGAUUCGGGUAUCGCAUCCUCUAUCUACUGGAUGUUCUUCCGCUUAGGUUCGUUUCACAAGUCGUCCACAUAUGGAUGCGCCAUUCUGACUGAACCAGACCUGAGUGCAGCGCUCGCAAACGACAGACCAAUCCAGAUACAACUUCCGAUGUUCCCAGUACCUAGUUUACUAAUCUUGUCGAGCAUAGAGGAGGUCCGGCAAAGGACUCGAGCGUAUGCCCACGUCCUCCUCUGGCUAUGUGGAAAAGCUUUGCGAGUAUAUCACCAGCAGGCCAGCUCCGACCAAUUUGCAGCUCCACAGCAGCAGCUGGAUAGCUGGCUCGAUGUAUUUGACGCGAUUGAGCAGUGGUACCAUCUGCGGCCACACGAAUUCCAACCGAUGGUGGAUUUGGGUAUUGAUGAUCAACUCUCCCGGGCCGAAAGUGGCUUUCCGCUGCUACUGUUUGCAAACGGGACGGGUGCCUUUAGCAAUCAGUUGUAUCAUACUGCCAUGCUGCUUUUGCUGCAGUGUAAGCCACGCACAGCGCUAUUAGGGUUGCAAUCAAUAACUCUGUCGCCGCUGUGGCAUUCGCAGCGUAUCUGUGGCAUUGCACUGAAUAAUGACCGGCGGGAAUCCUGGGACCCCUGCCUGAUAGCCUCAUUCCUGGUGGCUGCCAGAAGAAUGACACAUGAAUCCCAGCAACAGGAAAUCUUGGAAGGCUUUGAACGCGUGCGUAAUAUCACGGGGUGGGAUUUGGGUGAUUAUAUGACGCAACUUCGAGAGGAUUGGUCAUUCCUGGAUGGUUUCUAG
Aspergillus niger is the source of this 1920-nucleotide messenger RNA. RefSeq lists its product as uncharacterized. Bases 1 to 1920 code for a protein of 639 amino acids. NCBI's taxonomy places the organism in Eukaryota, Fungi, Ascomycota, Eurotiomycetes, Eurotiales, Aspergillaceae. Gene Ontology annotation, biological process: positive regulation of transcription by RNA polymerase II. Gene Ontology annotation, cellular component: nucleus. The record is from RefSeq and is a predicted model, not a curated record. The transcript has 4 exons. Gene Ontology annotation, molecular function: zinc ion binding; transcription cis-regulatory region binding; DNA-binding transcription factor activity, RNA polymerase II-specific.